Molecule: messenger RNA, 2975 nt
Organism: Pelodiscus sinensis (Chinese soft-shelled turtle)
Lineage: Eukaryota; Metazoa; Chordata; Testudines; Trionychidae
Source: RefSeq, a predicted model, not a curated record
CUGGAGCAGCUCCCCGCUGCAGGAUUCCAGUUAACUGGUUAAUGGUGAACUUUUUAAAUGGGAUUUUACAUCUCUGGUUGUCAAGUUACGUGAUAUUUGGUAUUUUGUUUUAAAGCCCCAACAUUUGCAGGCAUGUGAUUACAUAAGAAUCUUAACUUCCAUGGGGAGUAAGGGGAGAAGUACAUUUGCAGCCCUUACAGUUGUAGAGAAAAUCUUGAGUAAUUAUAUUGAGUAAGAUUGACCCCCUAAAUACUCACAAACUGGAAGGCAAAUAAAAAGAACUGUAAAUGUUUUUACAAAUUUUCUUGAUUUUUAAGCCAAUCUCAUGAUGUUUUGCAGGUCUAAGACGUGAUUUGAAAUGCAUGGGUUGGCAAUACUGAACAUUUUAAAAUUCUUGCAGAAUAUGGAUGUGUGUUAAAGUGACAGGAAUAGGAAAAGUCAGCCCUAAAUCAAAAGAGUUUCAUACAGAGUUGCUUGUGGAAAUUCUUCACUCAUACCACAGAUGUGAACAAAAUUUGCUGGGCUGAUACAAUAAGCACUGAAUCAUCCACUUUGUUUUGUGCAGUGAUAGGAUAUAAAACAAGUGGUGAAUUCAUGUUAUUGUUACAAUGAAAGCAGGGCAAAGGUAUUUCUCCGUUUCUUGACAGACAGUUGGGACUCUUGAAAAGUUUAGAUUCAGAUGACAACGAUUUUAGCCAGGUCACUCUGGAUUUCAAUAUGUCUUCUCUUGCUCACUCUCUCUGCCUAUCAUAUACAGCGAUCACCUCAUUAACUAGAUACUAAGCAUGGGAAGUGCAUGCAUCUUACCCAGUUACAACCUGCAAAGUUGUGGAAAGUGAAGACAUAAUUUUUUCCAAGCCAAGCUCCUUAGCCAGUGGUUUAGCAGCUUUCUAGUGGCAUUUAACUUAGAAAAAAAAUGCAGAGCUGGUUUAAAUGUUCGUUGUUCACCUUCCAAACCAGUCUAAGGUGAAGACUGUUUGGUUACAUUUUUUCCCACCCCACUUCACUGAAUUAUUCUGUCUCGCAGGCAGGAAUGGCAACUCCUGAAAACCCGGAGCAGCUGAUAAUUGCCUUGGAACCCGAAGCUGCUUCCAUCUACUGCAGAAAGCUGCGCCUUCACCAGAUGAUAGACCUGAGCAGCAAAGCACCCGUCAAUGGUUUUAACUCUAGUGACACCGUAGGAGCUGGAUUUACACAGGCCAAGGAACACGUACGUCGUAAUCGGCAAAGCCGCACCUUUUUGGUGGAAAAUGUCAUAGGAGAGAUCUGGUCUGAGUUGGAGGAAGGUGACCGUUAUAUAGUUGUUGACAGUGGAGGAGGCACAGUGGAUCUCACUGUCCAUCAGAUCAGGCUGCCUGAAGGACACCUAAAGGAAUUGUACAAGGCAACUGGUGGGCCAUACGGUUCUGUAGGCGUGGACUAUGAGUUUGAAAGACUUCUAUGUAAAAUAUUUGGAGAGGAUUUUAUUGAACAAUUUAAAAUCAAGCGUCCUGCUGCUUGGGUCGAUCUGAUGAUAGCAUUUGAGUCUCGUAAAAGGGCAGCAGCCCCAGACAGAACCAAUCCACUGAAUAUCACUCUGCCUUUCUCCUUCAUUGACUAUUAUAAGAAGUUUCGAGGUCACAGUGUGGAACACGCCUUAAGGAAAAGCAACGUGGACUUUGUCAAAUGGUCUUCCCAAGGAAUGCUCAGGAUGAGUCCAGAUGCAAUGAAUGCCCUUUUCAAACCUACAAUUGACCAGAUCAUUCAACAUCUUAGUGACCUGUUUGAAAAGCCAGAAGUAACCAAUGUCAAGUUUCUGUUCCUGGUGGGUGGAUUUGCUGAAGCCCCUUUACUCCAACAAGCUGUCCAGAAUGCUUUUGGUUCAAAAUGUCGAAUCAUCAUUCCUCAGGAUGUGGGCCUUACUAUCCUCAAGGGAGCUGUCCUUUUUGGCCUAGACCCUGCUGUCAUCAAAGUGCGACGUUCCCCUCUGACCUAUGGUGUGGGAGUCCUGAAUCGGUUUGUAGAAGGAAAGCAUCCGCCGGAGAAGCUGCUGGUUAAAGAUGGCACACGCUGGUGCACUGAUGUCUUCGACAAAUUUAUCUCAGCCGACCAAUCUGUAGCUCUUGGAGAAACAGUGUCACGCAGUUACACACCUGCCAAGCCUUCUCAGUUGGUAAUAGUGAUCAAUAUCUACAGCUCGGAGCAAGAUAAUGUCAGUUUCAUCACUGAACCCGGGGUGAAAAAGUGUGGCACUCUUCGUCUGGAUCUCACAGGCACUGAGACUUUGGUGCCAACUCGGAGAGAGAUCAAAACACUAAUGCAAUUUGGGGACACAGAGAUUAAAGCCAUGGCCAUUGAUGUUGCCACUUCUAAGAGUGUCAAAGCUGGUAUUGAUUUCUUAAAUUAUUAAGAGUCCCCUCUCCACUACAACCCAUCUGCACGUCUGUUUCAUUGUUCCAUUUUCUGACUUUCAUAUACGACACAAAUCACUUGAAUUUAAGCAGGCUAGAUGAGAACAGCCAAUUGGUAGAAAUAUAUCAAAGGACUUUUUUUUCUUUUGAAUAAUCAAGUGAGAUUUUCCAAAAGUCCCAAGAGAUUUAGGGACACAAGUUCCAUUGAAAGCCAGUGUUCCUAAGUCACUUAGGUGUGUUUGAAAAUCCCACCUCUAUUAAAUAGUACAGGGGUGGGCAAUAAUUUUUGUUGGGGGGGCCACUCCAAGAUUUUGGAAAGUGGUCAAGGGCCACACUUUUUUUGUAGAGGGGAUGUGGGCUCUAGGAUGGAGGCUGGGUACAGAAGGGCACAUGGGGUAAGGGACUGGGGUGCAGGAAACAGUCUCAGUGUGAGGCCUGAGAGGGUGUUUGGGCGAAGGAGGGGGUUUUGACCUGUGUGCAGGGAUUGGGGGUUCAGGGUUAGGGAGGGAAAAUGGGUGCAAGAGAGGAUUCCUGCCUGGGGGAGGGGCUCUAGGAGGAGGUGGAAAGUCUGGGAGGGAAUUGUGA